AUGAAAAAUAACUACACGCCAUUCUUUGAAUUUAAUGGUCUGACUAAAACAGAACAAGGGUUGUUUGUGUCAGAUCUUCCAAAUCUUGCUGCAAGUUCAUGUAGCCAGUUGGACUCGUUGAUGAAAGCUUACUGUCUUUGAGAAGUCGGGCAUUUAUGUUGUCGUCACUCAGAAAAUGUCAAAAAAUUUGAGAUCUCACAGAGGACUUCAGAAGAUGAUAAGUUUAUUCAGGAUCUUGCACAAUGCAAUACUCAUCAACAAGUACUUUCUAUUUCUACUAUACAUGCACCUGCCAGAAAUCUCUCAAAGCACAGAGGAUCAUUGGAGUACAGGACUGCUUACCUCCAGCACAAGCUCAGCCUUCUCUACCAACAAUUAGAAGCUGUUGAAGAUCCUCUUAUAACGAUUGUGGAGAGGAAGCCAAAGAUUGCUGCCUCUCGAUCUAACGGUAGAAGCCAUAGAAGGUCUCGGUUCACAGGUGUGUUCAAGAACACUGUGAGAUGGCAGGCUCUCAUCGACAUACUAGGCAAAAAAAUCUACAUAUCGACUCACUCGACUGAGCAAGAAGCAGCCAGAGCCUACGACCUGAUGAGUCUGCUCUUGAAAGGACUUAGAGCCUCCACAAACUUCAACUAUUCGAAGAAUGAUGUUUUGGAAUUGUUCAACAGUCUUGCAGAUAUAGUCAAAAAGUUUUGCUCAUAG
Moneuplotes crassus is the source of this 702-nucleotide messenger RNA. Lineage: Eukaryota; Ciliophora; Spirotrichea; Euplotida; Euplotidae. The record is from the annotation of a GenBank genome assembly.